Molecule: messenger RNA, 1356 nt
Organism: Vespa crabro (European hornet)
Lineage: Eukaryota; Metazoa; Arthropoda; Insecta; Hymenoptera; Vespidae
Exons: 2
Coding region: 455-1012 (185 amino acids)
Source: RefSeq, a predicted model, not a curated record
ACUCCAUAGCACUGUCUAUAAAAAAGAAAGAAAAAAAAAAACAAAAAAAAAAAACAAAAAAAAAAGAAAAAUGAAAGAAAAGAAAACAAAAAGGAAGAAAAAAAAAUAAGAAAAGUAAACGAAUUUUUUGAAAUGAUAAAAUGCACAAAGUGAAAUUAGGAUUAAAUGGAUAAAUACAGAUGGCGCGAUGUAAUCGAUUAGAGAUUCUCAUUUAUUCGAUCGAAUAUAAAUUUUUUUCUUUCUUUCUUUUUUCCUUUUUUUUUUUUUUUUUAUUGACACUUAAAGGUUAAAUAACUAAUAAAAAGAUUUUCCUUUCAGGAUAAUUAUAUUCAAAAUUCGUCGUUUUAAUUUUUUCUUUUUUCUCUCUUUUCUUUUUUUUGGUUUUUUUUUUCCUCUUUUUUUUCUUUUUGUUUUUAAAUUCAAUGCACGAACGAAUUGACGUCAGAGUCAUUAAAUGGCCACCUUAUUUUCAACGAGUUCAAAUUUAUGGGAUCGAUUCGAAUCGAUGGAUUCUCGAUUGGGACGAUUCGAAAGUAGACCUUUCAAUGGUGGACAACAACAACAACGACCGUCGUCGAGUAAAUUUAAAGGUGAAAAAAAUUUAAUUGAAAAAUCGAUAAAUUACGAACGAUCUAAUAAUAGUCAAGCCGAUAAGAAAAUUUUAUCGACGAGGAAGAGGCAUGUGAAUUAUUAUAUUUCGAAUGAACCAUCGUCCUCGUCACCAAUGAUCUCUACAAAAAGUCUCAGGAAUGUUUCGAACAACAAGGACAAUUCUUUCAAAGUAAAGACGUCGGCCUUACUCUACGAGAUAACAGAACGUAUAAAUCGAUUGGCACAACCGCGCAUACGAACGAACGUUCUCGAUCCAACAGAAAAUCGUACAAAUUUGAAUAAAAAAAUUCCAAAGGCAACGCCAAGAAUUCUCGAACUUUCGAAACCAAAAACAAUUUACGUGCCACCAUCUAAAUUACUUCAUUACGUCGCACCGGCUGCUUUAUUGGCAACUCGUUAGUAAACGCACACACACAUACGAAUGUAUAUAUAUAAUAAUUUUUUUCAUUUUUUAUCAUUUUUUUUCUUUCUCCACCCACUCACCCAUUCCUCUACUUCCUACACACACACACACACAUACACACGAAUAUAUAUAUAUAUAUAAUUAUUUUUCUAUUUUUUAUCAUUUUUUUUCUUUCUCCACCCACUCAACCACUCCUCUAUAUUACACACGCGUGCACACAUACAUGCAUGCAUACACAUACGCCCACAAAAAGAAAAAAUGUUCUCCUCACUUCGUUAAUAAUUAUUUUUAUUUAUUUAUUUAUUUUUCCUUUUUUUUUUUUUUUUUUUUUUUUUUUUUAA